CCCAACGAGGGCGCACGCAACGUGUUCGAGAGAUUGCCUCAGAGAGAGAGAGAGAGAGAACCCCAGCAACCAUGUCGUGGGAUCAUCGUCGCAAGCUCCUCCUCCUCCUCUCCCUCCCCCUCUCCUCCUCCUCCUCCUCCUCCUCCGCCGCCGCCGCCGCGCGCCGCCACCACCGCCACCUCCUUCGCCCAAUCCCACCAUCUUGGGUUUCCCCGCCCCAUUCCUCUCCCUUCCUCCACGAGUCUAGGGUUUCGGGGAGGUUCUCCUUCUCCUCUUCCGCGGCGGAUUCCGUUGGAGCAGGAGGAGGAAGGAGGUUGUCGAAGUGUUGGAAUUGUGGGACCGCAUCGGGCUCUCCCGCCCCCUUCCUUGCGUGCGGAACCUGCGGAAGCGUGCAACCCGUGGACGCGUCCGUGGAUUAUUUCCAGAUAUUCGGACUGAAAAGGGCAUAUGAAGUAAAGGGCGAUAACUUAGAAGGCAAAUACAAGGAUUGGCAGAAGAAGCUACAUCCUGAUUUAGUUCAUACUAAAUCUGAGGAUGAAAAGGCUUUUGCUGCUGAGCAGUCGGCCCGAGUAAUUGAUGCAUAUCGAACUCUCAUCAAUCCUUUGUCAAGGGCAUUAUACUUGUUACGACUUGAGGGUGUACAAGUUGAUGAAGAGAAAACAAUCUCAGAUCCUGAACUUCUUGUUGAGAUGAUGGAGAUUCGCGAAGCCGUUGAUGAGGCCGAUGACUCUCAAGCCCUAGAGCGGAUAAAAUCUCAGGUCCAAGGAAAGCUUGAAACCUGGUCAAAUUCGUUCAAGCAAGCAUUCGAAAAGCAGGACUUAGACACUGCAGUAGCCUCCACGCAGCGAAUGCGAUAUUACGAGCGUGCGAUGGAAGAGAUCGUCAAGAAACUUUAAUUGCGUUACUCACUAAAGCACUGAAACCCGACUGCGCAACUGAGUUCACAGAGCUCGAAAUCGCUCCCCUGUUGUUGAGUUGUUGGCGUUACAGCUGCCGGCUUUUCUGGUUAUCCCGGCAAUGAGAGCUAAAGAAUAUUCUUUGUAAUUUCAUUCAUAAGUUGGAGCAUAUCUUAUGAAUGAAUUCCAUCUUUGUAAUGUAUACGCGAUGCGCUUACAUAACAAAGCACAUGUUAAAGAGCAAGUUGUGAUCUUAUAUUCGUUUCUUUGAUAUAUUAGAGCGUUUGUAAUAAGUAUACAAGAUUUUGUUGAUCCCAGCUAACUAGGUUCUCAAGCAUGAGCAAUGUCAAUGUUGUAGUUCUAGGCAUAAUUAAACUUUACUGAACUCUUUGUGGUGUUUUCAA
This is a messenger RNA of Ananas comosus (pineapple), 1300 nucleotides long. RefSeq names its product co-chaperone protein HscB homolog. Bases 72 to 896 code for a protein of 274 amino acids. Gene Ontology annotation, biological process: [2Fe-2S] cluster assembly; protein complex oligomerization. The transcript is spliced from 6 exons. Lineage: Eukaryota; Viridiplantae; Streptophyta; Magnoliopsida; Poales; Bromeliaceae. Gene Ontology annotation, molecular function: ATPase activator activity; protein-folding chaperone binding. The record is from RefSeq and is a predicted model, not a curated record.